Messenger RNA from Andrographis paniculata, 2398 nucleotides. RefSeq lists its product as uncharacterized. Gene Ontology annotation, cellular component: chloroplast outer membrane. Gene Ontology annotation, molecular function: chloroplast targeting sequence receptor activity; protein binding. Gene Ontology annotation, biological process: protein targeting to chloroplast. The transcript is spliced from 2 exons. Bases 347 to 2266 code for a protein of 639 amino acids. The record is from RefSeq and is a predicted model, not a curated record. NCBI's taxonomy places the organism in Eukaryota, Viridiplantae, Streptophyta, Magnoliopsida, Lamiales, Acanthaceae.
CAUCCUCUCCCUGUUAUGUUUUCUUCUGCUACGUCCACUGAAUCAUUUUGCUAUGCUCCAUCUUCAUAUGUUUGUCCGUUGCUUGUGGGAGUUAGCAAGCUAAGCUUCUUUAAUUGAACACCUUUCUCAGUGACCUGACUGACCCAUUUCGUUUCUUGAUCCCAAUUAAAGUUCCUAACUUGUUUUGUUGUGCAAUUAAUUGCUUUGAUUACUUCCAACUGCCAAGAUUAAUAAUUAUAAUAGCCUCUGCCAGAACAAGAAGAAGAAGAAGAAGAAGAGAAGCUGCUGUUCAAUUUUUAUUCGUUUCUUCUACAGUUUGGUUUCUGCAACAGCAACAGCAACAGCAAUGCCUCAGAGGUAUUUCCCUUUGAGAUGGGAAAGCACAGGAGGAGAUCAAUGGUGGUUUGCUUCUCCCAUCGAUUGGGCGGCUGCUAACGGCUACUACGAUUUGGUUAGGGAGCUUCUGCAAGCCGACGCCAACCUCCUCAUCAAACUGACCUCUCUCCCAAGAAUCCGAUGGCUGGAAACUGUGUGGGACUCGAAUGACGAUGAUAUCGCCAGAUGCCGAUCCCAAGUGGCACAAAAACUAGUCGAGGACAAAGGCUACAAGUGGUUGAUCGAGGGUGGCUAUGGAGGUUGGCUUCUGUACACUGCAGCCUCGGCUGGAGAUUUGAUAUUUGUGAAGCAAGUGGUGGAUAGAGAGCCUCUGUUGGUGUUUGGAGAAGGGGAGUAUGGCGUGUGUGAUAUAUUUUACGCUGCCAUGAGGAGCAGAAGUAGCCUUGUCAUCAGGCUGCUGCUGGAUCGCGCCAUGUCGCAGCUUCCGGAUGACGAUGAUGGAGGAAGGAGGGAUUUCAAGUGGGAUUUGAUGAAUAGAGCUGUUCAUGCUGCGGCUCGAGUCGGAAAUGUGGAUAUGCUGAGGGAAGCACAUGUGCAAGGUUUGGGUUACUAUAAGGAUGGGCAGGGUUCCACACUGCUGCACACUGCCUCAGCCACCGGGCAGGCCAAGGUUGUUAAAUAUUUGAUAUCAUCUUGCAAUGACAUGAUCUGCGGGGUGGACGACGGAGGCAACACGGCCCUCCACAUGGCUGCAUUCCACGGCCAUCUCGCCGUCAUGAAGCUUCUUGCAUUCGCCUCUCCUUCCUCCGCCUUAAUGACAAACCAUAACGGAGACACUCUUCUGCACAUGGCUAUGGCUGCUUUCGCAACUCCCACUUUCAAAAGACUCGAUAAACAGAUGGAGCUUAUCAAACACCUGCUUGUCGGGAACAUCAUCAAUAUCAUAGAUGUAGCCAAGAUUAUCAAUGCUGCAAACCACCAAGGCAGAACUGCGCUUCACAUGGCCGUCGUUGCAAUGCCAAACAUCCAUCCUGACAUAGUCGAGCUGCUUUUGUCAGCUGCCGUAAACAUCAAUUUAAAUCUACCUGAUGCUGAGGGGAACACACCAUUAGAUCUGCUGAAGCAAAGACCGCGAUCAACCUCCGGCCAGAUAUUAAUUAAGCGGCUUAUUUCAGUUGGCAUGUCGUCAAACUCAAACUCUAACUGUUGUCAGGAUUCAACAGCGAAGAAUGUUGUCGUUCCAACAGGUCUGAGUCCAGGAACUUCUUUCAGGAUCGCUGACGCCGAACUAAUAUUGCACGCUAGACUACAAGAACAAAAUAGGAGGCGUAUGGUUGCCAGUGGUGAAUUUUCAAUCACAGAGCACGCAUUAGGUGAAAUAGAAUCAAUGGAAUCUAAACAGAAAGGGAUGAAUCCACUGAGCAGUGUCGCCAGGCGUCUCAAGAUUCUGCUUGGUCUGCCUAGGCCUGGGAAUACUGCAGAUUCACAAGAUGACAACUACGGUAGUAUGAAGUCAAAUAGAAUGUUCUCGGCAGCUGCCUCGUCCAGAAAUAGCCCAAUUUCGUUGAGGCAGCAAUUUUCAUCAUCAAGACCUUCCUGCUCCCCUUCCCCUACCAGUAGUAGCACCAACCAGGGAAUACUAAUGCUGUCUUUACAGGGCAAGGGAAAUCUGGAAAGUCCAUGUAGUUUAACAGCAGGGCAAGUGGUUCUAAAAUCAAAGCUGGGACUGGGAAUGGGAUCUUCCCCAUUGAGUAUUUAUUCUGAGCCUGAGCCUUGUUGCUUGUCAUUGUCAUCUCCCAUGACCAUGACAGCUGCUACUGAUAUUUGUUGUAGCUCAAACCAGUCUCCAAACCCACAAGUAAAACGUAGACGCAGCCGCAAGCAGUACUGUUCCUUGAAUCUCAAGUACAUGAUGAAUAAACUGUUUUAAUUACUGCCCUGCUUGGCUGUCCACUGUGUUGAGUAUGCUAAAAUAUAUUUAGAAGCAAUAUAUUAUAUUUACGGUAGUUGUCUUAUUUAAGAGAUUCGUAGGAUUCUUGUGACGAUUUGUAUUCUUAUGAUU